AUGCCACACCCCCUCUCCCUGGCCUUGGAAGCACCCAACGGCAUCAAGUAUGAACAACCAGUUGGCCUUUUCAUUGAUAACGAGUUUGUUCCCGCAAAGUCAGGGGACCUCAUCAAAUCUAUUUGUCCCUUCAACGAAAAAGAAAUUGCCCAAGUCCACGCCGCAGGCCUCCACGAUGUUGACGAUGCCGUCGCAGCCGCAAGAAAAGCGUUCCACGGUCCCUGGGCAAAUAUCUCAGCAACAGCCCGAGGCGAGCUGUUGAUGAAGUUGGCAUCACUCAUCGAGACCAACGCCAGUGUGCUGGCAACCAUCGAAGCUUGGGAUGGCGGCAAACCCUAUGCUUCCGCUCUGGAAGGCGACCUGGCAGAGGUCCUGGCUGUUAUUCGAUACUAUGCGGGCUAUGCCGACAAGAUGCACGGCCAAGUGAUAGAAACAGAGUCGAAUCAACAUGUCUACACUAUACGAGAGCCUAUUGGUGUAUGCGGGCAUAUUAUCCCGUGGAACUACCCCCUCAGUAUGGCGGCUUGGAAGCUUGCUCCUGCCCUAGCGGCUGGAAAUACUAUAGUUCUCAAGGCUGCAGAGCAGACACCAUUGUCGAUCCUGUUUUUUGCAACCUUGAUUAAGGAAGCCGGAUUCCCAGCAGGAGUCGUGAAUAUCAUCAACGGCUAUGGUAGGGUCGCAGGUGCAGCUUUAGCUAGCCAUCUCGACGUUGACAAGAUCGGGUUUACGGGCUCUACAGAGACUGGCAAGCAGAUCCAAAGACUGGCUGCAUCAAAUCUAAAGAACAUUACUCUUGAAACAGGUGGUAAAUCACCAAUGAUUGUGUUCGAGGAUGCAGACCUUUCCAAGGCCGCCUACUGGGCUCAUAUCGGGAUUAUGGGCAACUCGGGCCAGAUAUGUACCGCCAAUAGUCGAAUAUUUGUCCACGAGUCUGUUCUCAAAGACUUCUUGGGUCUUUUCAAAACACAAGUACAAACCGCACGCAUGGGGGAUCCAUUUGUUCCUGAGACGUUCCAGGGCCCGCAAGUAAGUCGCUUGCAGCGUGAUCGAGUCCUCGAGUAUAUCAAAAGCGGCGUGUAUCAGGGGGCAACCGUGGCUAUCGGGGGAAAGGCUUGGACAGAUCCUCAAUCUGGAAAGGGUUUUUUUAUUGAGCCCACUGUCUUUGUCGAUGUUCGGGAUGACAUGACGAUAUAUAGGGAAGAGAUAUUUGGCCCGGUGGCUAUUGUUGUGAGCUUCAAGAGUGAGGAAGAGGCAGUGCUCCGAGGAAAUGAUUCGCAGUUUGGCCUCGGAGCAGCGGUUUUUACCAAGGACCUUGGUAGGGCGCAUCGGAUCGCAAGACGGAUUGAAAGCGGUACGGUUUGGAUCAACAGCAGUAACAAUUCAGACCCUCGUGUACCGUUCGGUGGAGUUAAACAAUCGGGGAUCGGGAGAGAAUGUGGCACGGCGGGUAUUGAGGCAUACACGAACAUCAAGUCUGUUUUUGUAACUCUUGAUUGA
This is a messenger RNA of Ilyonectria robusta, 1497 nucleotides long. Its product is annotated as aldehyde dehydrogenase domain-containing protein. Gene Ontology annotation, molecular function: aldehyde dehydrogenase (NAD+) activity. The transcript is spliced from 6 exons. The record is from RefSeq and is a predicted model, not a curated record. The coding region runs from base 1 to 1497 and encodes 498 amino acids. Lineage: Eukaryota; Fungi; Ascomycota; Sordariomycetes; Hypocreales; Nectriaceae.